AUGAUGCAGCCAAACAAAAAGGUUCCAUAGAAAUAAAUUGCUGGUACUAUUUUACAUCCUUAAACCGUUUCUAUAGUUGCAAAUAAUUUUAUAAGCAAUCAAAGACCUCCUAGUGCAACUAGAUCAACAGUAGGACAGCCAAAUGUCAUAGGUAAUGCUCAAGGAGUAGGAAUCGCUGGAAUUGGAGCAGGCGUCAACAAAGGCUAAGCUGACUAGCUUGGCAAGGGCUUUAAUUUCAACGUUUAAGGAAAUGCUGGUAAGUCCAUUUCAAAUAGACUAACUGUUGUAAUUUUAGCUGCUCAAAAGGGAAUAUCAAACAGAGCAGGUGGGCAGGGCAUUCUUGACACAGGAGUGUAUGGAAGUAAUCCCAAUUUGGUUUCGAACAACAAUCAAGUAGCCACUAAAAUAGAUGUCUAGAAAUUAUCUUAGAAUGAGGAGGAUGAGAGAUACAGAUACUUGCUCAAAAACGGAAUAGUCCGCAGAGUAGAAGAUGAUGACAAGAUUAUUUUUGCUGAACUUCCUUAAAUACCAGGAGUCCUAGUUGUCUAUAGAAAGCCUUCUGAGAGAAAUGCAAACCCAGAGCGACUGAAUCUUGACAAGAGAGAUCUGACUCACAUGCCCUUACUUGAAGGAGAGGAAAGACUUAGAUUGUUGAAUCUCUAGCAUAAUCACAUUACUAAGAUUGAAAACUUAGUGUCACUGCCUAACUUGAUAUUCUUAGAUUUGUACAAUAAUCAAAUCAAGGAAAUCUCACAUUUGCAUACUAUUCCCACUCUAAGAGUACUCAUGCUUGGCAAGAACUAUAUCGAGAGAAUUAGAAAUCUAUAGAAUUUGAAUAAACUUGAUGUGCUUGAUCUGCACUCUAAUAAGAUUACAAAAAUUGAGAAUAUUAAUCAUCUCUCAGAACUUAGAGUGCUUAAUCUAGCAAAUAAUUUGAUUACAGCAGUUGAAAAUCUGAAUGGACUAAUUUCGCUAACAGAGCUUAAUUUAAGAAGAAAUUUAAUUGAAUCUGUCAAUGGACUUUAACACUGCCCAAGAUUGCAAAGAAUUUUCUUGUCCAAUAAUAGAAUCGAUAAAUUUGAGAAUAUUGGAAGUCUAAAAGAUGCUUCUUAAUUAUAAGAGCUCGCACUUGACGGUAAUCCAAUCUUCCAUCAUAAAGGUUAUUUCGAAUUCUGUUUGACUACUUGCCCUAAUCUAAAGCAUUUAGACCUUAGAAAGAUAACCUAAGACAUGAGAGAUACUAACACUAUGCCUAUCAAAGAUAAGAUAAUGCUGAGCCAUGGUAAAAAUGUAGAUGACAGUGGUGAUAAAAACACUAAUGGCAAUAUAAGUACAGAUAUUUCUCCUGAUAAACAGCUCUAAGGCAGUGGAGGAAACGCUAAUGAAGACAUUUCACCAGAGGGAUUGUUAGAAGUGAUCUCCUAAGAGUGGAAAAAUGAGAUGGAUAGAAUAAAGCAACUAGGGCUAAAUGGUUAUAAGCGCCGCAAGGAAUCUAGAAACGAGUGCUUAGUCUAGUCUGGGCACGCAGAGAUCGAAGGAGAUACCAUGCUUUUUAUCUAUGGAAAUGCACUUGAAGUCUUGAAUAACAGUGAGUUCUAAAAAACAGUUGAAUAAAUUAGCUUCCAAUAUGUUAGAUUCGACAACAUUGUAAGCCACUCUAACCUAAGCAAGCUAAAGAAGUUUAUGAAACUCAAGAAACUCAUCUUCAGCGACAACAACAUUCACAGUUUCAUUCAAAUCUCAAAGCUCGAAGUGUUGACCUCCCUUACAUGCUUGACCAUUGAAAACAACGAGGUCUCUAAUACAGUGCUAGUUAGGACAUUUAUAGUCUACAGAUUCCCCAAUGUCACCGAAAUAAAUGGAAUCAGUGUUACAGAUAGUGACAGACUCAAGGCAAGGCAGUAAUUCUAGCAUUUUGACAAAAUACUUUCAACUCCCAACAUAUUCUCUCCAAAAGUUGUGCAAGAUAAACCAAGUCAAGAAGAAAGCAAAGAGGAUAGACAUGCAGCGGCUAAAUCAACAAGAAUGUUAGCCAAGAAGAAUCAAGAGGCGUCCUAGAACUUCAUAACUAACCUGACACAAUACUGCGUAAACAGAGACUAAAAGGUAGAUGAGUUAAACAACAUCUGGGAAGACCAGUUUUUGAAGAUGAUAACAGGAGCAGUUACCGAACUAACAAAUACAGGACAACAUAUAAAUGAAAAGUUGAGAAUAAUGGUUUAUAAGGAAUGCGUCUGGGACUCCGAUGACGGAAAGACCUUAGUUCACAAUAAAAAAGCUAUCGAGGCAGCUAUGUUCCUAAUGUUUAUCACUUACACUGCUUGCGCCAUCGUUGCUGAGGUUAAAAGAGGGACAGCUGUUGCUAUACCUCUGAAGAGGUAUGUGAAUGAUGUAGCCUACAGCUAAAUCUUCUUCUUCAUAUGCGCGAUGCUUGUGCAGACCGUUGUGCCAAGAGUGUUUCCGAUUAUCUUGCUUUACAUCUACAUGUUCAUCAACAUUUUCCACCCACUGAUAUACAAGAGUCAAAAGCUUGUAGCCCUGAUGAUCAUACAAAUUCUGCAAGCUAUAAUCAUAUUCAUCCUGUUCAUCUUUAUUAUGGCUGAUGACUGGUGCUAUUUCUUCCUCUACAGAGGCAGCACAUGA
Stylonychia lemnae is the source of this 2643-nucleotide messenger RNA. The record is from the annotation of a GenBank genome assembly. NCBI's taxonomy places the organism in Eukaryota, Ciliophora, Spirotrichea, Sporadotrichida, Oxytrichidae.